UUGUGCACUAGCGCCAUGAGUAGCGCACUUGAUGACUCAAAGACAACAGACGCAAGUAUGGACCACGAACUUUACACUGUACAGAGUCCCUCCGAGGACAUUAAGGAUGGCCCAGACCAUGCAGAAUUCAUUUAUAAAAUGUCAAAUGAAGAAUUCGUUAGAUUCGUGAAGUUGCGCGUGACCAACGACUCACUUUUCACUGGAAAGAGAAAUUCUUCAACUCUGGCUUAUAGGGCCAUCUUGAAAGAACUGGGUCUGCAAAGGGAAAUUUCUGCAAGCCAGGCCAGGAGGAAAUGGGAAAACCUUAAGAUGAAGUAUAAGGAACUGAAGAAUCCUCCACCUGGCGUCUCAGUGAACCCCACUAACUGGCCGUGGUUCUCCCUCAUGGACGACGCCAUGGAGGGAAGACUUGCAGGAAGCGAAGUCACUCUAGACACUUCGACGGUGGGCGAUGACAGUGAGUAUCGCCCGAACAACACCACGCGCAGGAGGAGCAAGAGAGCGCGGGAGCCGGACAGAAGCGAGAUCGAGCUUUUCGUCGAAGAGGACGACAUGAUGUCUGAAGAGAUGGGGAGAGACAGGGCGGAGCUGGACAGAGACAGGGAUGAGAUGGAGCACGAGAGGGCCAUCCUAGAGAGCGACAAAGCUGCUAUUGAAUACGAGAGGAUGGUCCUGGAGCGGGAAAAGAUGGUUUUAGACCGAGAAAGAGCGGGAGUGGAGCGAGAACUCGCAGCUUUGGACCGAGACAGGGCCUCUCUGGAGAGAGAAAAGGCUGCCGUGGAGAGAGACAGGGCCUCUGUGGAGUAUAUCCGAGCUCAGCUGGAAAAGGAAAGAGCGAUUCUCGACAGAGAAAGGGCAAAGCUUGAACGAGAGCGGGCCGUCCUAGAGCAACAGCGCGGGACAGAAAAAGGGGAGCAGACGGCUAAUCUUAACGAUAAUACAGAAGGAACUGAUACCUCAAUUCCCUUAGUGAUGGAACCGGCUUCCUUAGAGAGGAGGCAGAAAUUCCUCAACCUGUUUGAAAAGCUCAUUGAGAACUUCUAAAAUGGAACUACAUGUUCUGAACGGGACCCAUUAUGUAUAUGUCAUUAUUUUUGUACAACUUCUGUUUGAAGUAAAACCGUUUUCUGUUGCCAGAAGUGCAUUGUGCUGUGUUACAGUGAUUGGUUUUGUAAUGUUAAUAGCUACGCUUGUUUAAGAGAGCGAUAAGUGUUGCUUUCAUGCCUUUGAAGCUAUCAAUGAAAACGUUAAGCCACCUCUGUUUUGGAGAGGUCAUCAGAAAA
This is a messenger RNA of Puntigrus tetrazona (Sumatra barb), 1283 nucleotides long. RefSeq lists its product as uncharacterized. The coding region runs from base 16 to 1044 and encodes 342 amino acids. The record is from RefSeq and is a predicted model, not a curated record. The transcript is spliced from 4 exons. Lineage: Eukaryota; Metazoa; Chordata; Actinopteri; Cypriniformes; Cyprinidae.